Messenger RNA from Siniperca chuatsi (mandarin fish), 3116 nucleotides. Its product is annotated as butyrophilin subfamily 3 member A3-like. The coding region runs from base 29 to 1639 and encodes 536 amino acids. The transcript has 11 exons. The record is from RefSeq and is a predicted model, not a curated record. Lineage: Eukaryota; Metazoa; Chordata; Actinopteri; Centrarchiformes; Sinipercidae.
AGUGGACCUGCUCCGUCUGUAGAUAAAAAUGGCUCUUUCUAAGGCGAGAGCAACACAACAUCACAUUAGAGAGUUUGCAGUCGUCAUACAGCAGGAGUCCAGGAUGCUGCAUCCAAACCAUGAGUCCAACCAUGGAGAGUCCUUCAGGACCUUCAUUGGGUUGCAUUUCCUUGUUCUUCUGAUGCAGCCUUUUGGAGCGCUGUUAGAGUUGAUUUGUUCACAUCAACCAAUCGUGGCCCUGGUUGGUGAUGAUGUCAUUCUGCGGUGUUACCUUGAACCUCCCAUCAGUGCCAGUUCUGAGACAGUGGUGUGGACCAAACCUGGUUUGGACCCAGAGUACAUCCAUGUUCACCAAGAUGGACGACUGUUGUAUCAGCUUCAAAAUCCAUCUUAUCAUAAUCGUACAAGACUGUUUGUGGAGGAACUGACGAAUGGAAACGUCUCCAUGAAAAUCUUCAGGGUGAAAAUCUCUGAUGCAGGAAAAUACUUUUGUUUCCUUCCAUCAAUACACGAGGAAGCUUCCAUCCAACUCACUGUUGGUGCUGUCUCCACGCCCAUCAUAGAGGUUACCUUAAAUAAGAGUGGAAGUGCAGUGUUACAGUGUGAGUCUGCAGGCUGGUAUCCAGAGCCUGAGGUGUUCUGGCUGCACGGUGAGGGAACGCUCUUCUCUGCUGGACCUACAGAGACCGUCAGAGGUCCUGAUGACCUCUAUACUGUCAGCAGCAGAGUGACUGUGGUGAAGGGACACGGCAACAACUUCAUCUGUAGAGUCCAACAGCAGAACAUCAACCAGGCCAGAGAGACACACAUCCAUGUUCCAGCGGAUCACUUCACGGUUCUGUCCUCUUUUGACUCGAUUUGGAUCAUCGCCAUUCCUUUUGCACUUGUUGCUUUGCUGUUCAUUAUUAUCACACUGAUCAAGAACACAACAACUAUUGGAUGGGCUGCCAAGAAAGUUUCUACAGACGUUCCCCAGAGGACGCCGUGUUCUAAACUCUGGGAAACCUCCGGCUCUCCAUCCAGCACCAGCAGCAGGUCGAAGCUGAUCCUGACUGACGUUGUUAAUGGGCAGCUACGUUGCCCAAAGAGCCGGGUUGAAGCAGCUGUCGGAGAGGACGUCACUUUGGAGUGCCACAUUGAUCCUGAACGUGAUGUGACGCGUGGAGUAUUUAAAUUGAUGGUCAAUCAGUCCGAACGUGUCCUUGUUUACAGAGGAGAAGGACAUGAUUAUUUUGAUGAUCAGCAUGAACAGUUCAAAGGCAGAGUGUCUCUUGAAUCUAACAGUGAGAAUCUAAGCAAAGGGGAAUUUGUAGUGAAAAUAUCAUCAGCUACGACAGAUGAUGCUGGAAAAUACACCUGCACAACAGAAAACCACAUCUCCUGCAGUAUUGAUCUCGUCAUUGAGCCAGAAGAGAAUAGCAUAAAAGGAAAUCAAAUUGAUGGCGGUGGUGAUCACAAUAAUACAUAUGUCACUGGCAGUGGCAGUGUCAUUGGCAUUGUCGUUGUCAUUGUCAUUAUCAUUGUCAUUGUCGUUGCUGUGGUGUUGUGCCGACGUAGAACGAGCCAAAGACAAGAAAACAACCAAAACGUGGCUCUGGAACAGAUUGUGUUGACCGCUCCAGCUGAGAGCAACGGGUGAAGCGGGAACAUCUGUGGUAUUAAAGUCUGUGGCUGUUCUUUGACUACCUGCCAAAAGUACCUUUAGAAAAACACUCCAGUGGGCCUAAAACUUUACAAAAGCUCAGGAAAUGAAAACGAUGCGAUGUGCAAUUGUAUAAAGAAAAAAUAUGUGAAUGUUACUUUUUAAAAAGGGCACUCCACUGAUCUUACACAUGACGUUUAGUUAACUAGUACUACUCAGCCUGUCAAAAUUAAGGGUUUAAUGGUCUGUGGGUUCGUCCGGUUCGGUAUGCAACUUCCUCGGUUCGGAACGCCCUGUGACCCAAACAGUUACUGUCAAAAUAGUCUAUUGAUGUCUAUGUAUUUGCACAUGCUGAACAGAAAUUCUGGGGCGGGAGUGGCAGCUUUUGUCAGCUGUAGCAUGCUACUCGGGUUAGACCUGUUAGUCAAGCUCAUGAAGUGACGCUGCCUCCGAAAGGCAGACACACAAGAGAGACCUGAGCUGGAGGAUCCUCCAUGACAUUUAGAUCCACUGUAUGGGAGCAUUGCAGUUUCCCUGUUAGUUACACUGAAAAUGAAGAAAGAUUAGUAAAAAACCGAAUGCCAACACUGUUCAGCUCAAGUCGUCUACUGUAUGUCUGCGGAAACAUGGAAACAUGCUCAGAAAAUAUUGUUUUCAAAAUUUUUUUUGUUUUCUCUGCUGUACCUAAAACAUACCGAACUGUGACCCAAAAAAAUGAGGUACCCCGAACCGUGAUUUUUUUUUUUUUACAGUUACACAUCUAGUGAAAACAGUUAUAUAAUCUCUUCUGUGGGUCUGGGGGGGCUUUCUUAAAUUUGAAAAAAUAACCAUGAUGAUGUCAUAGUAACUACUCUGCCUCUGCUGCUCAAUUUUGACCUUUCUUUAAAAAUCAGUCCCCCCCCCCCAACAUUAUGAAAGUGCAACACUAAAUCGGUGGAGUGCACCUUUAAACAUCCGUGUAAAAAGUCAAUACUUCAUCCAAAUGUAUUUUUUGUAUCAAUUAUUGUAUCAUCCUCUUUAACUUCAUAUGAUGAGAAGUUCAUUCUCAUAGACAGCAUUGAAGUACUCACACAGCAGUAUCUAAUUCUUGAGAUAUCCACUUUUAACACCCCAAACGCAUCUCAAACACUAGAAUUUUGUAUUUACACUCUGCAAACUUUAACCUCAACCUUUCUGCUUGCAGCUUGUUAAGCAUUCUCCUUAACUUGAUAGAAACAAAGUUUGGUUGAAGUGUUUUCUUCAGCAUCGAAAACUGACUUUAGAAAAAAUUGGUGGUAAUUAUGAAUAUGGUUUGUAAUUAUGCACACGUAGCAUUAAGUACUAUAAGCUACUAAAAUUGUCUGAGCAUUGAAGUCGUUUUUAACAUAUUAUAAAUGUAUGAAUAUAUAAAUUUUUUUACUAGCCAAAUGUUUCUGCACUUUGAUAUUUUCAUAUCAACGGGCCAUUGAUUUUAAAUAAAUAAUAGAUUCAAAUA